ACGGGGUGGGGAUGCAAGCCCAGGAGUCUGCACUGGCCUGCAAGCUACGGUCUGCACAGCCAGCAAACUCCUGCGGGCGGAGUCUGCAGAUUCCGGAGCGCCCGGGUUAGGAGAAUCUGAGACCUGAGCAAUUGUGGUAAGAGGUCCCAUUAGACCCAGAGACCCCUCUUCAAGCGAUACUUAGUCCUUCUCCACUGUUUGCCUCCAGGGAACCUGAGACAAGCUGGACUGGGUGGGCCAGUGCUUUAAUCACCCGGGCGAAGACGGGGCGUGGAGAGGAGCUAGCAGACGCGGUGGCAGCGCCUGGCGCACUGGAAGUGCAGGGGACGCGCCCGCAGGCUUGGUGGCCGCGCCUGUGACCUCUCCUUUCGGCUGAGAACACAGGCGGAGGAGUUUACUGAGGAACCCACGGAACUGGCUAGCCAAAGGAGACAAGCCUAUAGUCUCCAUGAUCCUCCCGUCCUCUGUUCUUUCCCUGGUCCGCUCCAUGUUCAAGAGCUGCGCUCCGCAGCCAGGACGAGGAGAGCUAUGGAGGAGCAGGGUAUUCAGUGCGCUCCGCCGCCUCCCGCCGCCUCCCAGACAGGGGUACCUCUCGCCAACCUCUCCCACAACUGCAGCGCCGACGGCUACAUUUACCAGGACUCCAUCGCCCUGCCCUGGAAAGUCCUUCUGGUUGCUUUGUUGGCGCUCAUCACCUUGGCCACCACGCUCUCCAACGCCUUUGUAAUCGCUACGGUGUAUCGGACCCGGAAGCUGCACACCCCGGCUAACUACCUGAUCGCCUCGCUGGCAGUCACUGACCUGCUCGUGUCCAUCCUGGUGAUGCCCAUCAGCACCAUGUACACGGUCACUGGACGCUGGACACUAGGCCAGGUGGUCUGCGACUUCUGGCUGUCGUCGGAUAUCACCUGUUGCACUGCUUCCAUCAUGCAUCUCUGUGUCAUCGCCCUGGACCGCUACUGGGCCAUCACUGAUGCGGUGGACUAUUCUGCUAAAAGAACUCCCAAAAGGGCGGCCAUCAUGAUCGUGCUGGUGUGGGUCUUCUCCAUCUCGAUUUCGCUGCCACCCUUCUUCUGGCGCCAAGCCAAAGCGGAGGAGGAGGUGCUGGACUGCUUUGUGAACACCGACCACGUCCUCUACACGGUCUACUCCACGGUGGGGGCUUUCUAUUUACCCACCCUGCUCCUCAUCGCCCUCUAUGGCCGUAUCUAUGUGGAAGCCCGCUCUCGGAUUUUGAAACAGACACCCAACAAGACCGGCAAGCGCUUGACCCGAGCCCAGUUGAUAACAGACUCCCCAGGAUCCACGUCCUCCGUCACCUCCAUUAACUCCCGGGCUCCGGAGGUGCCCAGUGAGUCCGGGUCUCCUGUGUACGUGAACCAAGUCAAAGUGCGAGUCUCAGACGCCCUGCUGGAAAAGAAGAAACUCAUGGCCGCUAGGGAGCGCAAAGCCACCAAGACCCUAGGGAUCAUUUUAGGAGCAUUUAUUGUGUGCUGGCUCCCCUUCUUCAUCAUCUCCCUGGUGAUGCCUAUCUGCAAGGAUGCCUGCUGGUUUCACAUGGCCAUUUUUGACUUUUUCAAUUGGCUAGGCUAUCUUAACUCUCUCAUCAACCCCAUCAUCUACACCAUGUCCAAUGAGGACUUCAAACAAGCAUUCCAUAAACUGAUACGCUUUAAGUGCACAGGUUGACUUGUCAAUGGCAUUGGGGUCGCCUAAGCGACCUUUGGGGACCAAGUUGGGUCUUUUCACAGGUAGGUCAAAUCUUCUUUGCCUGUUACUGGGUGGAAGCAAGGCUCUCUCAACUGGGCAAGGGCAGUGGAUCCUCAGAGGCCAGGGCAGAAGCCUGGCUGCUCUGAGAGAGCACUCUGGAAUGUGAACUGAAGCAAACUACUGUAAAUUCCAAGCUGAGGAGUUUAGCUUCCUCCAUUCAAAGUCCGGGCUCAGCACAGAUCCUCCAGCAGCCAAUCACACGAAAGGUUGCAACUUUUUAACAUUGAUGACGGAUGGGUAUCCCUGCCCCGUUUUGUAUCAUGGAUGUUGCCCUCUAAGCCAGUAGCACUUGUGGGUGCUGUCCGAAGCCUGUCUGAGACAGCUCUCCACACAGCCUGGCAGUACUUGAACCAGACAAUUAAUACCCUGUGCUCUGGGGGAGAACUCUGUGUUACAGUUUAAUUUUAAAACACUCUGGCAUCCUUCA
Molecule: messenger RNA, 2197 nt
Organism: Rattus rattus (black rat)
Lineage: Eukaryota; Metazoa; Chordata; Mammalia; Rodentia; Muridae
Gene: Htr1b
Product: 5-hydroxytryptamine receptor 1B
Exons: 1
Coding region: 529-1689 (386 amino acids)
Biological process (GO): regulation of behavior; bone remodeling; vasoconstriction
Cellular component (GO): plasma membrane
Molecular function (GO): G protein-coupled serotonin receptor activity
Source: RefSeq, a predicted model, not a curated record